AUGUCCGGACGUGGAAAGGGAGGAAAAGCCAAGACCGGCGGAAAGGCCAAAUCGCGUUCGUCGCGUGCUGGGCUCCAGUUCCCAGUCGGUCGACUUCACCGUCUUCUUCGCAAAGGAAACUACGCUCAACGCGUUGGUGCUGGAGCCCCAGUUAGUUUUUUCUUUCUUUCAAUUUCAUUCUCUAAAUACACGGUGUAUCCCAUUCCACGCUAGUUUUUCGCGUUUUUUUUUUGCUAGAAAGACCUUAUACCAAGUUAGCUCAAAUUCGACCCACUUCAAGUCCAUUGUUUUAGAUUUUUUUUUUUUUUAAAGUUUACUGUUUUUUCAAAAUAGGGCCGUCUCGCGCGGUACGAAGCAGUAGAUAUGAUUUUGUUUUGCAGGUCUACUUGGCUGCUGUGCUCGAGUACCUCGCCGCCGAAGUUCUGGAGUUGGCCGGCAACGCCGCUCGUGAUAACAAGAAGACGCGUAUCAAUCCGCGUCAUUUGCAGCUCGCUGUCCGUAACGACGAAGAACUAAACAAGCUGUUGAGCGGCGUGACCAUCGCUCAAGGAGGUGUUCUUCCUAACAUCCAGGCCAGCCUUCUGCCCAAGAAGACUGCCGGAGACAAGGAAUAA
Messenger RNA from Caenorhabditis auriculariae, 614 nucleotides. The record is from the annotation of a GenBank genome assembly. NCBI's taxonomy places the organism in Eukaryota, Metazoa, Nematoda, Chromadorea, Rhabditida, Rhabditidae.